CGUCCAGAGCCACCUUAAAAGCAGGAGGCAGUUGUGAAGUCGCUGGCCAGCAAGUGGAGUGGAGACUGCAGAGGGAGAAAAAGAGGGCAGAGAGAGACGCAGCAAGUAAUUUGUCCUGGGACCCAGAAAUCCAUGGAACCCUACUGAAAACCAAAUCCUCUGGGAGCCAGCAGAGUACACAAGAGACAGCAAGAGAAAAAGAGAUAAAUACACUCAACACAAGGAUUCUCCUCUCUCUCUCUCUCUCUCUCUCUCUCUCUCUCUCUCUCUCUCUCUCUCUCUCUCUCUGUCUGCCCUAGUCCUCUAGUCCCCAAACUCCCAGUUCCCUGUGCCCCUUCCUGGGAUACCAUGUUGUUCUUCGCCCUCCUGCUAGAGGUGACUUGGAUCCUGGCUGCAGAUGGGGGUCAGCACUGGACGUAUGAGGGCCCACAUGGUCAGGACCAUUGGCCAGCCUCCUAUCCUGAAUGUGGAAGCAAUGCCCAGUCCCCCAUCGAUAUCCAGACAGACAGUGUAACAUUUGACCCUGAGUUGCCUGCUCUGCUGCCCCAUGGAUAUGAUCAGCCUGGCACCAAGCCUUUGGACCUGCACAAUAACGGCCACACAGUGCAACUCUCUCUGCCCCCUACCCUGUAUUUGAGCGGACUUCCCAGAAAAUAUGUAGCUGCCCAGCUCCACCUGCACUGGGGUCAGAAAGGAUCCCCAGGGGGGUCAGAGCACCAGAUCAACAGUGAAGCCACAGCUGCAGAGCUCCACAUCGUACAUUAUGACUCAGAUUCCUAUGAUAGUCUGAGUGAAGCUGCUCAGAGGCCUCAGGGCCUGGCUGUCCUGGGCAUCCUAAUUGAGGUGGGUGAGACUAAGAAUCCAGCUUAUGAACACAUUCUGAGUCACUUGCAUGAAAUCAGGCAUGAAGAUCAGAAGACCUCAGUGCCUCCCUUCAACGUGAGAGAGCUGCUCCCACUACAGCUAGGGCAGUUCUUCCGUUACAAUGGCUCACUCACAACUCCCCCCUGCUACCAGAGUGUGCUCUGGACAGUCUUCAAUCAAAGGGCCCAGAUUUCAAUGGGACAGCUGGAAAAGCUUCAGGAGACAUUGUUCUCCACAGAAGAGCCCUCUAAGCUUCUGGUACAGAACUACCGAGCCCCCCAGCCUCUCAAUCAGAGAACAGUCUUUGCUUCUUUCAUCCAAGUGGGAUCCUUGUAUACCACAGGUGAAAUGCUGAGUCUAGGUGUGGGCAUCUUGGUUGGCUGUCUCUGCCUUCUGCUGGCUGUUUAUUUCAUCGCUAGAAAGAUUCGGAAGAAGAGGCUGGGAAACCGGAAGAGUGUGGUUUUCACCUCAGCACGAGUCUCCACUGAGGCAUAGACUCCCUCUUAGAUAUUGUGGAUGCCUUCCCCUCAUGCCUAUCAGGGAGCCUCUAAGAUGGGGUGCAAGGACUGGCUAGAAAAUACCGUAGCAGUAGCAGGCAGACACCCCUUCUCCCUCUGGAUAUCCCCUACAGAGAGGUAUGGACCCACGCUCUUGUUCAAGGGAGCACAGUAGAGCCUUCAGUUUCUCAAAAUAUGCAGGAGGAAAUCAGGAGAUCCCUGUGUUGUUAAUGCAGAGAAUAAAUUGUGUUUAGUUGUAGGGGAUGUUGGGAUGAGCCCCGAAGUCUCCUAUUCCCUUACCUUUAUGUCCCUUUUCCUGGAUAUAUUGCAGGAUUUACCCUUAGGAAAAGGGGGUUAUAUAUUUUUGCUCAAUAUAUUGGAAAUUAAAGUUUCUGACUUUAA
Cynocephalus volans (Philippine flying lemur) is the source of this 1763-nucleotide messenger RNA. It is a transcript of the gene CA14, whose product is annotated as carbonic anhydrase 14. Gene Ontology annotation, cellular component: plasma membrane. Bases 349 to 1359 code for a protein of 336 amino acids. Gene Ontology annotation, biological process: one-carbon metabolic process. The transcript is spliced from 11 exons. The record is from RefSeq and is a predicted model, not a curated record. NCBI's taxonomy places the organism in Eukaryota, Metazoa, Chordata, Mammalia, Dermoptera, Cynocephalidae. Gene Ontology annotation, molecular function: zinc ion binding; carbonate dehydratase activity.